Messenger RNA from Striga asiatica, 462 nucleotides. The record is from the annotation of a GenBank genome assembly. NCBI's taxonomy places the organism in Eukaryota, Viridiplantae, Streptophyta, Magnoliopsida, Lamiales, Orobanchaceae.
CUGCCAGAGACCCCGGGCAGGCUGUCCGACGAGGCCGAGGACAUGCUCACUAGGAGUUUGAUGAAGGACCCGAGAGAGAGGUGGACGACGGCUCAGCUCCUCCAGCACCCGUUCUUUGAUUCAAUUGAGGAGGAGGAGGAGGAGAUUUGGAUGGAUCAAGGGAUUUGGGAUUCUCUGGAGGACUCCCAUUUUUCUGAAACUCCUGAUGAAAUCGAAUUGUAUUCGUAUUCCCCGACAGACCGGGUUCGGGCUUUGGUCAGAGUAUAUCAUAUUAACAAUCUCCUUCGAAGAGAUCAUGUCUCUGUUCUUUCUUCCGAAGCGAGCCAUUGUCAAGGAAUUGAUGCACCGAAUCUGCUCUUGCAACCUUCCUCGGACUCUGGUCUUCCCCUUCUUUCUAUGACCGCCAGCUUUCUGAUGGGGAAGAUUUCCCCUUUUUCUUUUUUCUUUUUUGUUUUUUGUUAA